Xyrauchen texanus (razorback sucker) is the source of this 607-nucleotide messenger RNA. RefSeq names its product ras-related protein Ral-A-like. Lineage: Eukaryota; Metazoa; Chordata; Actinopteri; Cypriniformes; Catostomidae. Gene Ontology annotation, molecular function: GTPase activity; GTP binding; GDP binding. The record is from RefSeq and is a predicted model, not a curated record. Bases 1 to 579 code for a protein of 192 amino acids. Gene Ontology annotation, biological process: Ras protein signal transduction; regulation of exocytosis. Gene Ontology annotation, cellular component: plasma membrane. The transcript has 4 exons.
AUGGCUGCUAAUAGGAAUGCUUUGGCCCUUCACAAAGUGAUAAUGGUGGGCAGUGGCGGCGUGGGUAAGUCAGCACUAACACUGCAGUUUAUGUAUGAUGAGUUUGUGGAGCUCAAAGCUGAUAGCUACAGAAAAAAGGUGGUUCUGGAUGGAGAGGAGGUCCAAGUCGACAUCCUUGACACAGCUGGGCAGGAGGACUACGCUGCCAUUCGAGACAACUACUUCCGCAGUGGAGAGGGAUUUCUCUGUGUGUUUCUCACAGAAUCAGAAUCCUUUGCUGCUACGGCUGACUUCAGAGAACAGAUCCUUCGGGUGAAAGAGGAAGAUAACGUACCUUUUCUGCUGGUAGGAAAUAAGUCAGACUUGGAGGAUCGACGGCAAGUUGGGGUGGAGGUGGCCAAAGCCAGAGCAGAGCAGUGGGCAGUCAGCUAUGUUGAGACUUCUGCCAAAACCCGUGCCAAUGUAGAUAAGGUGUUUUUUGAUCUUAUGCGUGACAUCAGAGCCAGAAAAAUGGAAGAUGGAAAAAAGAAGACGAAAAGUUGGGCAGAGAGAAUUCGGGAAAGAUGUUGCAUUUUAUAAAGACUGCAGCAGUGUGCACUGUUAUGCC